Molecule: messenger RNA, 969 nt
Organism: Parnassius mnemosyne (clouded apollo)
Lineage: Eukaryota; Metazoa; Arthropoda; Insecta; Lepidoptera; Papilionidae
Source: the annotation of a GenBank genome assembly
AUGGCGCGUCGGAGGAGCAGCGGUAUCACGAGCCUGGGGUUUAACCAGGAUCAAGGCUGCUUCACUUGCUGCCUAACAUCUGGCCUGCGCGUUUACAAUGUGGACCCCCUCGUUGAGAAAGCGCACUACAGCAAAGAAGAACUCGGUGAGGUGUCGCUCUGCGAGAUGGUCUUCCGCACUAACUGGCUGCUCGUGGUGCGCGCGCGAAAACCCUGUAGCCUCAUGCUACUAGACGACCAACGGCGCGCUUUCAGAGCGGAAGUGUUGUUCAAGUCACCCAUAAGAGCGCUGAGAGCAAGGAAGGACAAAGUAGCGGUAGUUUUGCUGUCGAGCAUCCAAGUACUGUCCCUGCCUUCAUUGCAACGUGUAGCUUUACUACGGACUCCGGCGUCAUCGAGACCACUCUGCGCGCUAGCAACCGACCCUAACGCUGUACAAAUUCUCGCUGCGCCGGCGCACCGCAAAGGCUCAUUGCAGCUACUCGACGUUUCCCGGGCGGUAAAAGGCGCUCAGUCGAGCUCACCUGCGGUAGUCAGUUGCCAUCAGAGCGAGUUGGUGUGCCUCAGCCUAUCGUCUAAUGGCGUGAAACUAGCCACAGCGUCGGAAAGGGGAACUAUCAUCCGCCUAUGGGACACAAACUCCAAACAAAUGCUGCACGAACUAAGACGUGGUUCAGAUUAUGCAGACGUUUACUGCAUAAGCUUCAACCCGGGCGCGUCGCUGGUGUGCUGCGUGUCGGACAAGGGCACGCUGCACGUGUGGGCGGCGCGCGGCGCGUGCCGGCGCGUGUGCUCGGCCGCCGCGCCGCCGCACCGCGCGCUCUGCGCCUUCAGCGACGACCGCACCGCCGUCGUUAUAUGCGAAGACGGAACUUUCCAUAAGUUCACAUUUUCGGCCGAGGGUAACUGCCAUCGAAGUGAUUUUGAAUAUUUUCUGCAGGUUGGUGACGACGACGAAUUCUUGCAUUGA